Nilaparvata lugens (brown planthopper) is the source of this 648-nucleotide messenger RNA. RefSeq names its product upstream-binding factor 1-like protein 1. The transcript has a single exon. Bases 1 to 648 code for a protein of 215 amino acids. NCBI's taxonomy places the organism in Eukaryota, Metazoa, Arthropoda, Insecta, Hemiptera, Delphacidae. The record is from RefSeq and is a predicted model, not a curated record.
AUGAAUAAUGAACAUUCACCGACCAAAAAGGCGAAGAGACCGAGAAAGGAUAAGGGUGAAGAAGAGUCACCAAGGAAAAAGCUCAAAGGAGAUGAUCCAAAGCAUCAUGUCGAGAAUCAUGUCGAUAAAGAGCCGGUGGUAUCAGACGUGACUUGGACAGAUGAGGAAAGAAAGAAGUUGCUAUCAAGGAUGGAAGCCCAACUGCCCGCAGCUGAUUCCUCCAUGUAUAAAACAAGCCUGGCAGCUGUCAAUUGGGACAGUGUGAAAUUUGACCAUUAUACAAGUGAGCAAUGUCGUCAUGAGUUUUCAACUAUUCUGAGCAACAUCAGAAAAUUCCGGACUCUGUCAGAAAUAAUGGCGGAUGCCGUCAAAUGGGUCGAUGCCCCCAAGAAAAAGACUGCCCACCCGGAUAAGCCAAGCAAACCAAUGACGUCAUACAUCAUAUUUUAUGCCGAGAAAAGGGCGAAGCUUGCAAAAAAGUACCCCAACAUGAAAUGUACAGAGCUAGCACAAAAAAUAGCGGACAAAUUCAAGCAAUUGCCACCGGAAAAGAAACAGAAAUAUAUUGACAAGUAUGAAAGACAGAAGGAGGAGUUCCAGGAGAAACUGAAAAAUUCUAUGUGUCAGGUAAAAUUGAUCUGCUCAUAG